Molecule: messenger RNA, 591 nt
Organism: Dictyostelium purpureum
Lineage: Eukaryota; Evosea; Eumycetozoa; Dictyosteliales; Dictyosteliaceae
Exons: 2
Coding region: 1-591 (196 amino acids)
Source: RefSeq, a predicted model, not a curated record
AUGGCAAGCAAUUCAACUCAAAGAAUUAUUGGUGUAUGUGGGUUAAAUGCAUCGGGAAAGAGCACAGUUUGCAACUAUUAUAGCAAUAAAGGAUUUUCUGUUAUCUCAUUAUCCGAUAUAAUCAGACAAACACUAAAAGAAAGAAAUAUACCAGAAACUAGAGACAACCUUAUUAAUCUUGGUAAUGAAUUAAGAAAUAAUAGUGGAGCGGGUGUAUUGGCUAAUUUAACAAUUGAAAAAUUAGAUAAAAACUCAAAUUAUGUAAUUGACUCUAUUAGGCAUCCAGAUGAAGUUAAUAGUUUUAGAAAUAAAUUCAAUAGUGAUAAAAAAAGAUUCCAUUUGAUUGGGGUUGAAAGUUCACCAGAGACCAGAUUCCAAAGAAUUCAAAAUAGAAAUAGAAUUGGUGAUAAUCAAACAUUGGAACAAUUUAUGUUGAUAGAAAAAAAAGAAAUGAAUAACCCUGAUCCAAAAGGUCAACAAGUUGGAAAGGUUUUGGAAAUGUGUGACUUUAGAUUAAAUAAUGACUCUGACCAAACUUUAGAAAAUUUAAUAAAAGAAAUUGAUAUUUUGGAAUCAAAAAUAAAUAAAUAA